Molecule: messenger RNA, 6652 nt
Organism: Daphnia pulex (common water flea)
Lineage: Eukaryota; Metazoa; Arthropoda; Branchiopoda; Diplostraca; Daphniidae
Gene: Mi-2
Product: chromodomain-helicase-DNA-binding protein Mi-2 homolog
Exons: 9
Coding region: 218-6238 (2006 amino acids)
Biological process (GO): chromatin remodeling; negative regulation of transcription by RNA polymerase II
Cellular component (GO): nucleus; chromatin
Molecular function (GO): DNA binding; chromatin binding; ATP binding
Source: RefSeq, a predicted model, not a curated record
GCACUGGCCUUUGUAAGCCAUUCUUCGUCUUCACAUGCGAAACGCCGCUUAGGGGAGUUCGUUGUACGAUUCGAUGGAAGUCGUUUUAUAUGUUUUUCAUAAGUAUUAAGAGAGAAAUUUUGAUUUGACUAUUGUGAAGUUUCGUUGUGUUUUGACUUGCCGAAUCGAUCAAGCGAUUGAAACCGAGUGUUAAGACUUGAAAGAGCCGGUUGUGAAUAUGGCUUCACGUCAUUUUGCAGGUGAAGACAGUGAUGGUGGAGAAGGCGAAGAAGACGAGAUUAUCAAAGGAGGUGGUUAUGAAGACGAAGAUCAGUCCAUGAUGGAUUCUGAUGGCCUCGAAAAAGAUGAUGAUGAUGACUUUGACCCAGACACUGGUGGUGGAAAAAAGAAGAAAAAAUCCAAAAAGCACAAGUCCCGCAAUGAAGAUAAGAAGAGCAAAAAGAAGAAAAAGAAGAAGAAAGUCGAAAGUGCUGAACCCAGUGAAGCAGAAGAAGAACAGCCUGUGGAUGAGCCAGUUUCCAAAAAGAAAACUAAAGCUUCAAAAGCAGCACCUACUCAAAGUGCAGCAACUGCAGAUUCUGGGAUGCCGAGUGUUGAGGAAGUCUGUUCAACUUUUGGUCUGACUGAUGUGGAGAUUGAUUAUGAAAAUGCCGAGUUUCAAAAUCUUAACAAUUACAAACUUUUCCAGCAACAUGUUCGGCCAUUGCUGCAAAAAGAAAACCCAAAAGUCCCCAUGUCAAAGCUAAUGAUGCUUGUUGCAGCAAAAUGGAGAGAAUUUUCAGCUACUAUUCCUGAAGGCAAUGAUACACCUGCAGAAGAAGAAGCUGUUGAAGCUAGCUCGAGUCGGCCAUUGCGUAGCUCUCGCAGUGCAGCGUCGGGCCGAGAAGAGCCCGAACUACCUGAUGAUGAUGAAGAUGAUGACGAUGAAUUCGCUGAGAAAGGACGUAAAAAGCGUAGUAGAAAGCCGACUAAAGGUGGAAACACAAGUGCUGGCAAAAAAGGCAAAGUUCCCACCAUCAAAAUUAAGCUGGGCAAGCGCAAGAGAACUAGCUCAGAUGAUGUGAGUGCAGAUGAAAAAGACUCCGACGCAGAAUUCGAACAAAUGUUGAAAGAAGCUGAAGAGGCUUCUAAGGUUGUGGAAGAAUCUAAAGCUCCAGCAGUUCCACGUAAGAAAGCUAAAACGAAAAUCGGCGACAAAAACAAGAAGAAGAAAAAGACUAGGACAACGGCCAAAUUUCCAUCCGAAGAGGGUGAUGGCUACGAAACAGAUCAUCAAGAUUAUUGCGAAGUCUGCCAACAAGGAGGAGAAAUCAUCUUGUGUGACACUUGCCCGAGAGCUUACCAUUUAGUAUGUUUCGACCCCGAAUUGGAAGAAGCUCCAGAAGGCAGGUGGUCAUGCCCACACUGCGAAGGAGAAGGUAUUACGGCUGCUACUAUCACUGAAAAAGCUGGCAGGAACGCAGCGGAUGAUGACGAACACAGCGAGUUCUGUCGCAUUUGUAAAGAUGGUGGUGAGCUACUGUGUUGUGACUCCUGCACUUCUGCUUAUCACACAUUUUGCCUCAAUCCACCAUUGUCGGAAAUUCCUGAUGGUGAUUGGAAGUGUCCUCGUUGCUCCGCAAAGACUUUGCCAUACAAGGUGAGCAAGAUUCUUACCUGGCGUUGGGUUGAAACCAAGGAGGAACCGGUAAAAGAAAAAGAAGAAGCACCUGACGCUAAAACUCGCAAGAUCCCACCUCGUCUACGCGAAUUUUUCGUCAAAUGGCAUGAAAAAUCUUACUGGCACUGUUCGUGGAUUGCCGAGCUUCAGUUGGAGGUGUUUCAUGGAGCCAUGUAUCGUUACUACAUCAGAAAAGUUGACAUGGAAGAACCACCGAAAUUGGACUGCGAAGAAGUGGACCUAGACGAAGCUCUUGAAGCUGAAGAAGAAGCAGCAGCAGCUCAGAAAGGAAGGAAAGGGAAAGAGAAGGAAAAAGAGAAAGAGAAGCCUGAAGGAGAGAAAGAAGUGGUCAACUCAUCUCGAAAAUGGCAAAAGAAGAGAAUUGAAGGUUUCGAAGAAAUGGACUUGGAUAACCGAUUUUAUCGUUACGGAAUCCGACCGGAAUGGUUGGUCGUCCAUCGCGUUAUUAAUCACCGUACGCUUCGUGACAAUCGUACGCUUUAUCUUGUUAAAUGGAGAGAAUUAAACUACGAUAUGGCUUCCUGGGAAGAGGAAGGUACCGAAGUCGAAAUCCCUGGCCUUAAACGAGGAAUCGAAGAGUACUUUGACCUGCGAGUUGCCUGUGGAGUGGAUACUCCGGCGAAGAAAAAAAGUAAAGGGAAAUCUCACAAGAAAGGCAAAUCCAAGGAGGUAGCCGCUGAGGAAGAACGUGAAACACCACGCCGUUAUAAUCCUCCACCUGAGAAGCCAAUUAGCAACUUAAGCCGGAAAUGGGAACGCCAACCUGAAUAUAUUGAUGCAUCAGGAAUGGCAUUGCACCCUUACCAGAUGGAAGGAUUGAACUGGUUGCGCUACUCGUGGGGCCAAGGCACCGAUACGAUUCUUGCCGAUGAAAUGGGUCUGGGAAAAACUAUUCAGACCAUCACGUUUCUUUAUUCUUUGUACAAGGAAGGACACUGUCGUGGACCUUUUUUGGUAGCAGUACCUCUGUCGACCAUCAUCAAUUGGGAACGAGAAUUUGAAACAUGGGCCCCCGACUUUUACGUCGUAACUUACGUUGGAGACAAAGACUCACGAGUUGUCAUUCGCGAGCACGAACUUUCGUUUGAAGAAGGUGCCGUCCGGGGAGGCAACAAAGCUUGCAAAAUUCGGACGAAUUCCGUCAAGUUCCAUGUUCUUUUGACCAGCUACGAAUUGGUAUCGAUCGACGCUGCUCUCUUGAACUCAAUCGAAUGGGCUGUUUUAGUCGUCGACGAAGCUCAUCGCUUGAAAAACAAUCAGUCCAAAUUUUUCCGCAUCCUCAACAGCUAUAAUCUUCGCUACAAACUUCUUCUGACUGGAACGCCGUUGCAAAACAAUUUAGAGGAGUUGUUUCACUUGCUCAAUUUUCUGUGCCCAGAUAAAUUUAACGAUCUGUUGGCCUUCACAAACGAGUUUGCUGAUCUAGCAAAGGAAGAGCAAGUGAAACGCCUGCACGAUAUGCUCGGCCCGCACAUGUUGCGUCGUCUUAAAGCCGACGUCUUGAAGAACAUGCCAACGAAAUCCGAAUUCAUCGUUCGAGUUGAAUUGUCGCCUAUGCAGAAGAAGUACUACAAGUAUGUUCUGACACGUAACUUUGAAGCCCUCAAUUCCCGAUCUGGCGGUCAACAAGUCUCGUUGCUCAACAUUAUGAUGGACUUGAAGAAGUGUUGCAACCAUCCAUACCUUUUCCCAGUUGCAUCUCAAGAAGCACCUUGUUUACAAAAUGGCAUGUACGAGACCACCGCUUUGGUGAAAGCCUCAGGAAAGCUUGUCUUGCUCUCAAAAAUGCUUCGAGUAUUGAAAGAACAGGGGCAUCGUGUCCUCAUUUUCUCACAGAUGACAAAAAUGUUGGACAUUUUAGAAGACUUUCUAGAGGGAGAGCAGUACAAAUAUGAGCGCAUUGAUGGUGGAAUUACCGGUACUUUGCGUCAGGAUGCCAUCGAUCGCUUCAAUGCUCCCGGAGCCCCGCAGUUUGUGUUUUUGCUGUCCACACGAGCAGGUGGUCUGGGUAUUAACUUGGCGACGGCUGAUACUGUCGUAAUCUACGAUUCCGAUUGGAAUCCCCACAACGAUAUUCAGGCUUUUUCACGAGCCCAUCGUAUUGGACAAGCCAACAAGGUCAUGAUCUAUCGAUUCGUUACUCGUAAUUCAGUCGAAGAAAGAGUAACACAGGUGGCAAAGAAGAAGAUGAUGUUGACUCAUUUGGUCGUCCGCCCUGGAAUGGGAGCCAAGGGAACAUUUUCCAAACAAGAACUUGAUGAUAUCCUUAGGUUUGGUACGGAAGAACUUUUCAAAGAAGAAGAAGGCAAGGAGGAUGAAGCCAUCCAUUAUGACGAUGAAGCCAUCAAUCAGCUAGUUGAUCGCUCAAAUGAGGGCAUAGAGCAAAAAGAGAGUUGGGCCAACGAUUACUUAUCCUCUUUCAAGGUGGCAUCCUACGUCACGAAAGAAGGAGAUGAUGAAGAGGAUCAGGAUACUGAAAUUAUUAAGCAAGAAGCAGAAAAUACCGACCCUGCUUACUGGGAGAAGCUUCUCCGUCAUCACUACGAACAACAACAAGAGGAUCUUGCUAGAUCUCUUGGUAAAGGAAAGCGUGUACGAAAACAGGUUAACUACAAUGACGGUGUUGAGGGACGUGACGAUACUUCUUGGCAAGAAAACGUAUCGGACUACAACUCUGAUUUUUCGGGAGCAUCCGACGAUGAUAAAGAAGAUGAUGACUUUGAUGAUCGGGGAGAUGAGCCUGGCCGUGGUCGCCGCCGCAAAGGCACCGAGCGUCGCGAUGAAAAAGAUCGUCCUUUACCUCCUCUUCUUGCCAGAGUUGGUGGCAACAUGGAGGUCUUGGGGUUCAAUGCUCGACAACGCAAAGCUUUCUUGAAUGCUGUCAUGCGCUACGGAAUGCCUCCUCAAGAUGCUUUCAACACUCAAUGGUUGGUACGUGAUUUGCGGGGCAAGUCUGAACGCAAUUUCAAGGCUUACGUUUCACUCUUCAUGCGUCAUCUUUGUGAGCCUGGUGCUGAUAAUGCCGAAACUUUUGCUGACGGAGUACCACGAGAGGGACUAAACCGACAACACGUUUUGACGCGAAUCGGUGUCAUGUCACUGAUUCGCAAAAAGGUGCAUGAAUUCGAACAUAUUAACGGACUUUACAGUAUGCCUGAAGUUGCGGCUCGGGCUGCUGAGCUGGUCGCUGCCAAGGACAAAGCCAUUGAAGAUAAAGUAACAACUUCUCAGGCUCCAUCGGGCGAAAGCAGUUCUGCUACCCCGGCCGUCUCAGCGCCAUCUACAGCUUGUCCAUCUCCUACUACAACCACGAAUGAAGAAACCAAGAAAAGAGACGGAGAAGACAAAGCAGAGGCAGAUGAUAAAAAGGAGGUCGAUAUUAAGAAAGAAAACGAUGAGAAAUCAAAUCACGUAGACGAAAAGGAAAAGAAAGAGGAGGAAAAAUCUAAAUCAGAACCUUCCGAAACUAUGGAAGUUGAUGAAGAAAAUUCGAAGACCAUCAAAGUGGAAGAUGAAAGCAAAAAGGAGAUCAAGAGCGAGGAAAAGGCCAAAAAAGAGACCAAGGCUGAAGAAAAAAUUGAUUCUUCCGAAGUGGAGGUGGAAAAAAUCGUCUCUGUGAAAGAAGAAAAGUCAGCAGAAGAAAAAGCCAAGGAUAAAGAACUUGCUAAAGAAGAGCGUAGCAAGCGUAAAUUCAUGUUUAACAUAGCAGAUGGAGGCUUCACCGAACUUCACACCUUGUGGCAGAACGAAGAAAAAGCAGCUGUUCCAGGCAGAGAGUACGAAAUUUGGCAUCGGCGCCAUGACUAUUGGCUCUUAGCCGGCAUCGUUACACACGGUUAUGGGAGAUGGCAAGAUAUUCAGAACGACGUUCGUUAUGCCAUUAUCAACGAACCCUUCAAGAUGGACGUCGGUAAAGGCAAUUUCUUGGAAAUAAAAAAUAAGUUUUUGGCCCGACGCUUCAAGCUAUUAGAACAGGCUUUGGUUAUUGAAGAGCAAUUGCGAAGAGCAGCCUACCUCAAUUUGACGCAGGAUUCAACCCAUCCUGCCAUGGCACUUAAUGCUCGCUUCGCCGAAGUGGAAUGCCUGGCCGAAUCCCAUCAACAUCUCUCUAAGGAAAGUCUUGCAGGUAACAAGCCAGCCAACGCGGUAUUGCAUAAGGUUCUGAAUCAAUUGGAAGAGCUUCUCUCGGACAUGAAAUCCGAUGUGUCGCGUCUACCUGCUACUUUGGCUAGAAUUCCACCUGUAGCGCAACGUCUUCAGAUGUCCGAACGAUCAAUUUUGUCUCGUCUCGCUACCUCUGCAAGCCAACAAGCCGCCCAACAGCAAGCACAAGCUGCUUUUGGGAACCACUUUCCACCUGGCUUGACGGGCGGUCAGAUGCCUUUCACUGGGCUAAAUCUGGCCAAUUUCCGGCCACAGUUUACUCUCCCCGGUCAGACUCCGACAUCCAAUUUGGCAAUGACUGCAGCUGCUGCCGCCGCUGCUGCGGCAGCCGCAGCCGGCGUCCCUCAGGCAGCGUUCCCUGGAACUUCUCCUCCUGGCUCUGAUAGCAAAUAGACAUUUCUUCAGAUAGCUUUUUUUUAUAGUAUAACUUGCAUAACACACUUUCUCACUUCACCUCCCCCUCCCCCUUUUUCUUCCAUUUUUCAUUAAGGAGUUAAUUGGCUGCUCAAAACAUUCCUGCCCUCUACCCUGACGACUGUGCUGUCUUUUUCUGCUCGAUACCUCCCUCCCUCCCUCCCAACGUCUUUUGAUUUGAUUCUCGUAAUCGCCGCUUCUUUCACUGUAUUUAUGACUAUAAUUCUCUUCAUUAAAUUUUUUUUCUAAUUUUGCCAUUGUGUCCGGACUCAUUCAAACCAUGUUCUCUGUUUCACAUGAUUGUUCCAUUUGUGUUGGCAAAGCGUUGACUUCCUUGAAUGAUAACCUUCAUAUCUGCGGAUCGUAAGAAUAAAACUAAUAAUGAACCUUCAA